This is a messenger RNA of Bufo gargarizans (Asiatic toad), 2086 nucleotides long. It is a transcript of the gene ANXA7, whose product is annotated as annexin A7. Gene Ontology annotation, cellular component: cytoplasm. Bases 83 to 1732 code for a protein of 549 amino acids. The record is from RefSeq and is a predicted model, not a curated record. Gene Ontology annotation, molecular function: calcium ion binding; calcium-dependent phospholipid binding. Lineage: Eukaryota; Metazoa; Chordata; Amphibia; Anura; Bufonidae. The transcript has 14 exons.
GUUGUGUCCAAACCAAAGAUCUGACUGAUGAACCGAUACAGCUCAGGAUGACCAGAAGAGACCAGCGCCGACGCCAGGGUUCAUGUUUUUACUGUGGCGACUGUUCCUUCUUCUUGGAGAUCACCCAAAUCUGAGGGAUCAAUGGACAAGAAUGGCGUACCAGUACCCUUCAUCAGGUUUCCCGGGAUUUCCAGGCUAUCCAGGAGGUGAUGCUUCAUAUCCUCCUGGGCAACAGGCAUUUCCUGGUGGGCAGUAUCCUCCUGGAGGUGCCUUCCCACCUGCUGCUGGUGGAGGAUACCCUCAAGCAGGUGGUUUUCCAGCUCCUGGUGGCUUUCCUGGGGCAGUGCCAAGCUAUCCUGGAGCUCCUGGAUUUGGAACACCAGGUCAAGGUCCAGGAUAUGGAGCUCCGCCUGGUGCUCCAGGCUACGGAGCACCACAGGGUGUUCCUGGGUAUGGUGGUCCUGGUUUUGGAGCACCUGCAGCUGGAGGGUAUGGAGCACCUGCACCUGGGGGGUAUGGAGCACCUGCACCUGGAGGGUAUGGAGCACCUGCACCUGGGGGGUAUGGAGCACCUGCAGCUGGAGGGUAUGGAGCACCUGCAGCUGGCGGCUUUGGGGCACCUCCAGGUGGCGCACCAGGCUAUGGAGGAUAUCAGCAGCCUUCUACUCAGAGUUAUGGAGGUGGAGGACCAGGUCAAGCCCCAGGUGGAUUUCCAUCCGGACCAGCACCUGGACAACAACCUGCGGUUAGUGUUCAGUCUCAGCCUUUUGCUGCUGCAAUGACUGCCACUCAGGGAACCAUCAGAGCUUCUGCCAAUUUUGAUGCACUCGCCGAUGCCGAAAAACUCAGAAAGGCCAUGAAGGGAUUUGGAACUGAUGAACAAACCGUAAUUGAUGUCAUUGCUAACCGUUCUAAUGAUCAAAGACAGAAGAUUAAGGCGGCAUUUAAAACCGCAUAUGGAAAGGAUUUGAUUAAAGAUUUGAAGUCUGAGCUCAGUGGCCAUGUUGAAGAUCUCAUCGUCGCCCUCUUUAUGCCUCCAACGUAUUACGAUGCCUAUUGCGUGUACAAUGCCAUGAAGGGUGCCGGAACAAAAGAAGGUGUGCUCAUUGAGAUUCUGUGCAGCAGAACGAACGUUGAAAUUAGGAACAUUGUUGCAUGCUACAAGUCCGAGUUUGGUCGAGACAUUGAGAAGGAUAUCCGGUCUGAUACCUCUGGUCAUUUUGAGAGGCUUCUUGUGUCUAUGUGUCAGGCAAAUCGAGAUGAAAGUACGAAUGUUAACAUGCAACAAGUUGAACAAGAUGCCCAGCGUCUGUACCAAGCUGGUGAAGGAAAACUGGGAACAGACGAGUCUUCCUUUAAUUUGGUGCUGGCCAGUCGCAGCUUCCCACAUUUGAAGGCUGUGACAGAAGCAUAUGCCAGAUUGUCCAAGCGCGACUUAAUAAGUGCCAUAGGAAGAGAAUUUUCUGGCCAUAUAGAAGAUGGAUUGAAGGCAAUUUUGCAGUGUGCUAUAAACCGUCCAGCCUAUUUUGCUGAGAGACUUUACAAGUCCAUGAAAGGAGCAGGUACCAAAGACUCCACUUUAAUCAGGGUGAUCGUAACCCGCAGUGAGAUUGACCUUGUGCAGGUAAAACAAGCCUUUGUGCAAAUGUACCAGAAGAGCGUUGCCUCCAUGAUACAAAGUGAUACGAGUGGAGACUACAGAAAGCUGCUGCUUGCCAUUGCUGGUCAAUAGGAUCCGUCCAGUGAAUGCAGUGUGCUGGGGUAUAUGUGUUCCACGUGGUUAAUAUGGUUCUGCAGGUGUCUGUACAGGAGGGAGGGGAUUGUGUUCUUUUUUUUUUUUGGCGUCUUUGUUACCCAUCAAACAAUCAUGAAACCACUUCUCCUGGGAUUUGCUCCACCUUGUGUAUUGCCAGGAAACUUUAGACGCAUUAGUCAUUUUAGUACUUUUUUCCUUUGAAAAAUAUAUUACACUUUGUACUUAAAAACGACAAUGAUGUUGUUAUAGGUAUUUCCAUACUCGGCAUAAUUCACAUGAAACCUGCAUAUAGCAUGAAUAAAAUUUAAUCCUUUUUGUUUUCUACCUACA